UCGUUAUGGGCAGUUUGCCUUUAACUUAGUCAGUACUCAAGUCGACGUUCCCCCGUCUAGCAGCAGUUACAGAAAAUACCCCAAAAUGGCCAAGAUUGCAGUGAUCUUCGUUCUCUUCGCCCUGUGCUCGGUGGCCAUGUCCGCCCGCAUCACUCGUGAGGAGCCAAAUGCCUUCCAGCCUCUUCUUGACAGUCUAAAGGCAAUCACAGACGCUGCACAACAAUUUGUGAAUGACCCAAAAACCCAGGCUCAAGUGAAGACUCUUGAGGACAAAGCUCAGGAACUUCUUAAGAAGGGUGGCGAACAGUUCCAGCAAGCAGCCGGAGAAUUCCAAGGUAACCUUCAGGAACUUGCUAAGAAUAGCGAAGGAACCUUCAAAGAGCUCACCGAAACUGCCAAGAAGGCCUUUGACGAUUUGACCAAGAACAAGAAGAACUAAAGCUCUGUAAAAUGGUGAUUUAAUCGAUCAUCUCAAAAGUACCAAAUAAAUGAUAAAACUUUAAA
Messenger RNA from Drosophila kikkawai, 504 nucleotides. RefSeq lists its product as uncharacterized. The record is from RefSeq and is a predicted model, not a curated record. NCBI's taxonomy places the organism in Eukaryota, Metazoa, Arthropoda, Insecta, Diptera, Drosophilidae.